CCGGCCGGCAUCGUCCACAGGCUUUAUCCAAAUCCCUUCCUACUUAAGUACGCGAGCUUGAAAUACUUGUUUCAUGUAAUUCAAACCAUUAUUUGACGAUCUCCAGUCCCACCAUGGCGGCCGAUGGCAUCACCAACAGAACAACAUCCCUCUGCUUCACCAAGUUUCAAAAUGUCAUUGAUGGGAAGCUAGUCGGCACUGAGAAGACGCGAUGCAGCGUCAACCCUUCAACCCUCAAAGAUCUUCCUCCAGUGCCUGUCAGUACACCCGCCGAUGUAGACAGAGCUGUUGAGGUAGCCAAGAAAGCGCAGGAAUCAUGGGCCGAAGUGCCAUGGACAGAGCGUCGGAAGGCCAUCCAUGCCUUUGCAGCUGCUUUGGAAUCUCAAAUAGACGACUUCAGCCAGAUGCUCACCAAAGAGCAAGGCAAGCCGCUCGGAUUUGCCAAUUUCGAAAUGCAAAUAACUCUCAACUGCCUUCGCGAAUUAGCAAAUUUUCCAGAGACUGAGGAGACCAUCGAGGAAACCGAUGACAAAAAGGUCAUCGCCCGGUACAUCCCACUGGGCGUCGUAGUCGGCAUAGUCCCCUGGAACUUUCCCAUCCAAUUAGCUAGCGUCAAGCUCGCCUCCGCCCUCAUCACGGGCAAUACCUUCAUCCUCAAAUCCUCUCCCUUCACUCCCUACUGCAGCCUCAAAAUGGCCGAACUAGCCAUACCCUUCUUUCCUCCGGGAGUCUUCCAGUGUCUAAGCGGCGAUGAUGACCUCGGGCCCUGGCUUACCGCUCACCCUGGGGUGAACAAGGUCACGUUCACCGGCUCUAUCGCGACGGGGAAGCGCGUGAUGGAGAGCUGCAGCAAGACACUGAAAAGAGUAACUCUCGAGCUGGGCGGGAACGACCCGGCGAUCGUGUGCUCCGAUGUCGAUGUAGUCGAGGUAGCGCCUGAGAUCGCGGGUUUGGCACUGAUAAAUAGUGGACAGGUGUGUUGCGCGAUCAAGCGGGUGUUUGUGCACGAGUCGAUUUACGAGGCAUUGCUGAAGGCUAUGGUGGAGUAUGCUAAGGGGUUGAAUGUCGGGGAUGGGUUUCAGGAGGGGGUUUGGCUUGGUCCGGUCAAUAAUAGGCUGCAGUAUGACAGAGUGAAGAAUCUGCUGGAGGAUAUUGAGAGGACGAGGCUUACGGUUGCGCUCGGAAGCACCAAGGUAUCAACUAUGGGGAAUGGAUACUUUAUCACGCCUACCAUCAUCGACAAUCCGCCAGAUAACUCAAGGAUUGUGGUAGAGGAGCCUUUCGGCCCCGUCUUCCCAGUUCUCAAGUGGUCAGAUGAAGCCGAAGUCAUCAAGCGGGCAAAUGACUCAGAUAUGGGACUGGGUGCCUCUGUAUGGACUAAAGACCUGGUUCAAGCUGAGCGUAUCGCUAGGAAGCUUCAAGUGGGAAGUGUUUGGAUAAAUAAUCAUAUGGCUGGUCAAGCAAACGCGCCCUUCGGAGGUCACAAGCAGAGUGGCGUCGGGGUCGAGUACGGCGAGGCUGGAUUGAAGGGGUAUUGUGACGUGCAGACAUUGUUCCUGAAGAAGUAGGUUCAAAUAGAGCAUGAGACUAACUUGGAAUAGAGUUAACUAUAAAUAUUGUAUAUAUUUAUUUCUUAU
Messenger RNA from Pseudomassariella vexata, 1637 nucleotides. RefSeq names its product aldehyde dehydrogenase. The coding region runs from base 114 to 1568 and encodes 484 amino acids. Lineage: Eukaryota; Fungi; Ascomycota; Sordariomycetes; Amphisphaeriales; Pseudomassariaceae. The record is from RefSeq and is a predicted model, not a curated record. Gene Ontology annotation, molecular function: aldehyde dehydrogenase (NAD+) activity. The transcript has 5 exons.